Messenger RNA from Pleurotus ostreatus (oyster mushroom), 4434 nucleotides. RefSeq names its product GDP/GTP exchange factor for ARF. NCBI's taxonomy places the organism in Eukaryota, Fungi, Basidiomycota, Agaricomycetes, Agaricales, Pleurotaceae. Bases 1 to 4434 code for a protein of 1477 amino acids. The transcript has 19 exons. Gene Ontology annotation, molecular function: guanyl-nucleotide exchange factor activity. The record is from RefSeq and is a predicted model, not a curated record. Gene Ontology annotation, biological process: regulation of ARF protein signal transduction.
AUGAGCGACCAAAUUCCAAGGGGCGUAUCCACGAAACAUGUCCUGCACUCCGAAAUACUUUUGGUUACGUCUGCGAUGCGCAGGAACUCACGUUGGGCGACCACGACGCAUUUCAUGAGCCCCAGCAGAGACCCGGCAGUAGGAACCAACUUAGGACUUCGGAUAUCAAGCCCUUCAACCCCUACGCUGCUGAGGAUUGACAGGGAAUCAGACCUUAUGGCUGGAUUCCAGGACUUGAAGCGGAUUAUCAGCGAGGCCGAAAGUAUCGAUACCCUGCCACUCCCUACCCUUCUUGCACCAUUCCUUGCCAUAAUACGUUCACCACUCUCGACUGGACCCAUAACUUCCUCUGCAUUAUCAUCCUUGCACCAUUUCUUCGUAUGUGGACUCAUUUCGACCAAUGCCAUGAUGCUGGACACUGCACUUGGGGCACUGAGUAGUGUGGCCUCACAUUGCAAGUUCGAAGCAAGUGACUCGUCUAGCGAUGAAAUAGUUAUCCUCCGAAUAAUGACUGUCAUCCACGACUGCCUAUGUGGUCCGGUCGGUCAAUUUCUAGGCGAUGUCGAAGUCUGCGAAAUGCUGGAGACCGUGCUAACAACUUGCUGUCAAAUGCGACUCAGUGAAACUCUACGGCGAUUUGCUGAGAACAUCUUGCACGGCCUGAUUAGGGCAGUGUUCUUGCGCCUGGCCAGCCUAAAUCCAGUCGCCGAAGAAGCCAAACUACGCGAAGUCGAAGAAGACGCCAGAGAAGCUGACAUCCGUAUGAAUGUAUCCAGUAAGGACGUCCCGAAAAGCCCGGUGCCCGUAGAUGUGCCCCAAGAAGGCACAGCCGAGCCAGCUGCCAACACUCAUACAGCCGCGGCAGAAACAAUCGAGACGCCGCAACCCGAACUUCAACCACCACGCUCUGCUGCAUCACCAUCUAGAUCUGAAUAUGGCCUGCCUUCGAUUCUGGAGCUCCUUCGAGUUCUGAUCAACGUAUUGGACCCAACCGACCAGCAACACACAGAUUCUACGCGUCUCGUCGCCCUCGGCGCCCUGAACAUCGCGUUUGAAGAAUCAGGUAGUUGUAUCAUCCGCUUUCCAUCUUUGGAGGCCCUCAUCGUCGAUCACGGUUGCAAGUUCUUGUUCCAACUGGCUCGUUCGGACAACCCAUACGUCCUCCAGGCUGCUCUUCGCACCAACGCCACUGUCUUCGAUACUAUGCGUCCAAGAUUGAAGCUUCAGCUGGAGUUGUUUUUGGCAUUUACCAUGGACAGGUUGGCCCCAGCACCACCUGCAAACAAGGCUCAAGCCAGCAUGGCGAGAAUGUCUGGAGUGCCUACCUCCCCGUACCCAUCUACGCCAAUACUUGGUGCCCCUCCAGAGUCUGAAGCAGGCGAAGGCACUGCAACGCCGACGCGAGUCCUAGUCGCCCCUGCCCGCGGAGAAACUCGCGACCAAAUCCUCGAGACUCUAAGCCAGCUAUCUAGGAAGUCUAGUUUCAUGGUCGACUUGUACUCUAACUAUGAUUGCGACAUCAAUUGCGAAAACAUGUUCGAAAGACUGAUUGAUUUCCUGACGAAAUCCGUGUACUCGUCUCAGUAUGCUGGCGCCAUAGAUGUUCACCAGAAAAAUGCGCAAUAUCUAUGCUUGGACAUGCUCCUCACGUUUGUCAAUGACAUGGCCACGCGCGCCGAUGGUCCACACACUCCUUGGCCAUCAGAAUACCCCGAGCCAGCUGCCCUUAUGGAAGCCAAAUCUCGGAAACAACUUGUCCUAACCGGGGCCUCGCGGUUCAAUACCAAACCCAAAACAGGCUUGAACUUUCUCGAAGAGAAUAAGCUUAUAUAUGCGGACCUAUCGGCGGAUACAACUAAGGCGCAGAGCUUGGCCAAAUUCCUCAAAGGAUGCAGCCGUUUAGACAAGCGCCUUUUGGGAGAUUUCAUUUCAAAGCCAGAUAAUAUUGACCUCCUGCAUGCGUUCCUUAGUCUCUUUGACUUCAAAGGGAAACAUAUCGCCGAUGCCAUGCGAGAAAUGCUUGAAGCAUUUCGCUUGCCAGGCGAAGCCCAGCAAAUUUCAAGGAUCACAGAGACCUUCGCAUCCAUAUACUUUGCGACGAAGCCAGAGGGCAUCCAAAGCGAGGAUGCAGUUUACGUGCUGGCGUACUCUGUGAUCCUGUUGAAUACCGAUCAACAUAAUCCACAGGUCCAACAAAACAUCUACGAUUCCAUCCGCAAACGGGAGAUUGUUAUGCCAGAAGAGCAUACGGGCCAACUUGGCUUCGAAUACGCCUGGAAAGAGCUUCUUGCGCGUUCACGGAAUUCUGGUGAAUUGCUGAUGUGCAAUAGCUCUUUAUUCGAUGUCAACAUGUUCAAAUUGGUCUGGAAACCGGUUGUUUCAGCGAUAGCAUACGCCUUCAUUAGCUUUGACGAUGACUACAUCAUCCAACGCGCCGUAGCUGGCUUCCGACAAUGCGCUACACUCGCCAGCCGAUUCAAUUUACCCGACGUAUUCGAUUUCGUCGUUGUAUCCCUCUCCCAGGCGACCGGCCUCCUUUCAGAGUCGCUUCCCGCCCAAGUCCCAAAUUAUCCCGUGGUAGAAGUCGAAGGGCAGGCGAUAACUGUUUCCACCCUUUCGGUGAAAUUCGGUACCAAUUUCAAAGGACAAUUGGCAGCAGUCGUCCUAUUCAAUAUAGUCAAUGGAAAUGGCAACGCUCUUCGUGAAGGGUGGACCCAGAUAUUCGAGAUGUUCCAGAACCUAUUCUUGCACUCUCUGCUACCGACACGUAUGCUUCAAAUGGAGGACUUCCUGGGUGGCGUUUCUAUGAUUCCCUUGCGCGGUAGUCAACCAGCUCGUCAGCAACACCGGAACGACACCGGUCUCUUGUCUGCGCUAUCCUCAUAUCUCAUGACGCCAUACGGCUCCAGCUCCGAUUAUCUCGUCCCUGAUGCUACAGAAUCUGACGUCGAGAACACGCUUUGUACGAUUGACUGCAUUACAUCAUGUAGGCUCGACGAGCUCUACAGCCAGAUCAUGCAACUGGAUUCCGACGCUCUCGUUGCUGCUACUCGGGCAUUGGAGGCGCUCGCCCAUGAAAGAACUGUCGCUAGAUUUAAACAAGAGUCUGACGAUGGCACUAUAGAAAUCGACGGCGAGGCAUUCGCUCUACCCUAUGAUCCGGCUUCGGUAUUUCUGCUCGAAACCAUGGCUAGCAUUGCAUGCCAAAAUAGCAGUCUGAUCGAUGAACUUUGGCCAAUUGUCUUUGAGCAUUUAUCUGCAGUGGUGUCUUCAGCGAAUCAUUAUAGUGUUCUGCUUGUCGAGAGAGCGAUAGUUGCUUUCCUUAGAUUGUGCCUCAUUCUUGCAACCAAGGCCUCGCUUCGAGAUCAAGUUUAUGUAUCGUUCGAUCUCCUUGCUGGGUUACCCGCCAAUGUUGCCGCUGCUGUCGCAGAACAAGUGGUCUCGGGAGUGGUUCUCUUAAUGCAAAAGUAUCCGGAAGUAGCCAGGUCCCAGACGGAAUGGAAUAUCGUCUUCGCUCUCCUUCGAUCCAUCAUGCCAAACCCUGAAGCAUCUCGGCUCUCCUUCGAGUUCAUCGUUAGUCUAGCAAGCGACGGACCAAACCAAGUUGUCACUCCAGAUAGUUUCGCCGGGCUCGUCAUGAUUCUAGACGACUUCGCUACAGCUGCUGGGAAGGCCAUCGAAAGUCAACAGACGAAGGGUCGUCAGAAGCAGCAAUUGACGUCAGCACAGUCACCUAUAAUCGAACGAGGGCGAAAAGCGGUCGAUUUAAUAUCCGAACUGAAGAAAUUCAUGUCUGUGUUCUUGGAUUCAAACAUACCGCAAGGCCAAGUAUGGUACCAGUACUGCUUCCCCCUCAUGAACUCUCUGGGAAGACAGUCGACCAAUGCCGCAAGAGAAGUUCGCUACAGCGCGCUCAGCCAGCUACAACGGCUACUCCUUGGACCCUAUAUGGUGUUCGAGAAUAUUAAUCCCAUUCAAGUCGAGGAGAUAUUUAAUCGCGUGCUAUUUCCAUUGUUGGACGACCUAGUGAAGCCGCAAGUAAACGAGCGUGACCCACAAGGGAUGCCAGAAAGCCGCUUGAGAGCCGCCACCUUCCUCUGCAAAGCCUUCAUGCACUUUGAAGUCCGGGAGAGCCAGGCGGACGCGGACAUACGCAUAGUCUGGAUUCAAGUCCUGGAUUUGUUGGACCGUUUGAUGAAUGUAGACAAGUCUGAACCAUUAUAUGAAGCUGUACCGGAAUCGCUGAAGAAUGUGCUGUUGGUCAUGAACGCUGCCGGUCUCCUUGUGCCUCCUCCGUCAGAAGAGGAUCAACGGACGGAACGCCAACGUACGGUAUGGACGUCGACACACGAGCGCAUGGAACGCUUCUUGCCAGGUUUCCUAUCAGACGUUAUCCCACCUCCCCGAACGUCGGCAUCCGCACAACCCACGUAG